AACAUCUCCCCCCACCGUUCCCCCUGAAGGAGAUGAGGGUCCUCAUCGUGGAAAACAGCAAAUGUGACUCGGAAUACCACACUGGCCUCUACACGGGGGACAACGUCCACAUUGUCAAGGACGUGAUCUGUGCCGGGGACGAGGAGAGUGACUUCUGCCAGAUGCGUGGCGACUCUGGAGGGCCCCUGGUCUGCAAGGUCAACGGCACCUGGAUGCAGGCGGGUGUGGUCAGCUGGGGUGACGGUUGUGCCCGGCCCAAUAGGCCCGGCAUCUACACCCGUGUCACCUCCUACCUGCACUGGAUCCACCAAUACGUCCCCAAGGAGCCCUGAUCCCCUCCCUCGGGCUGCCACCUGGGGCCGAGGAGAAUCCAGCCCCCUCCUGCCCCAGACCACUGCUUCCUGCCCAGUGUCUGCCUUUUCCACCUCCUUACCCCCUGCCCUGAGCCGCCCCAGCCAACCCCUCCUCAGCCCAGGGGGUGGGGGGUGGGCACUGCCCCUCAUUAAAGUGUGUGAAGAGCA
This is a messenger RNA of Pipistrellus kuhlii (Kuhl's pipistrelle), 521 nucleotides long. Its product is annotated as mast cell tryptase-like. Gene Ontology annotation, biological process: proteolysis. Lineage: Eukaryota; Metazoa; Chordata; Mammalia; Chiroptera; Vespertilionidae. Gene Ontology annotation, molecular function: serine-type endopeptidase activity. The annotation marks the transcript as partial. The record is from RefSeq and is a predicted model, not a curated record. The transcript has 3 exons.